AACAUGACUGAACUCCAUCAUGGCUAAAAACGCAUCGCUGACCCUCUGCGGUGAGCUCCGGGGUCCCGUAGGCGGCUAUAAUUAGCACCGUCCCGGUGAGCAGGCAGCAUAUGUAGAGCGGGGGCGUUUUUUUGGCUCCUACACACACACUUCCGUGUUUAUCUGUCACCGUAAAGCAGGAAGCACUGUAGUAAUGUGUAGGAGUUGACGAGCCCUCCUGCUGCUGGUUCCUCACAGGUAAAGAGAAAGCAGCCGGGGAAGGAGCUACAUGGAGGCUAACUAACUGAGCCCGGAUCCGUCGGUGCUCGGCAGACGAUCACACACACACACACGGGGACUGCGGUACAUCGGUACCGAAAUGCCAGCCGGAGUUUGCGGCUGCUGUGGGCCACUGAGGCCGAGGUACAAACGCCUGGUGGACAACAUCUUCCCUGAGGACCCCAAAGAUGGCCUCAGUAAGUCGGACAUGGAGAAGCUCACCUUCUACGCCGUGUCGGCUCCAGAGAAACUGGACAGGAUUGGAGCUUACCUGGCCGAGAAGCUGAGCAGAGACGUGGUGCGACAUCGCUACGCGAAUGUGGUGAUAGCCAUGGAGGCUCUGGACCAGCUGCUGAUGGCGUGUCACUCUCAGAGCAUCAAACCCUUCGUGGAGAGUUUCCUGCACAUGGUGGCCAAGCUGCUGGAGUCUAGAGAGCCAGACCUGCAGGUGCUGGGAACCAACUCGUUCGUGAAGUUUGCCAACAUCGAGGAGGACACACCUUCCUACCAUCGCCGCUACGAUUUCUUUGUCUCUCAGUUCAGCGCCAUGUGCCACUCUACUCACGAAGACCAAGAGACCAGAACCAGGAUCCGUGUGGCCGGGAUCAAAGGUCUGCAGGGCGUGGUGAGGAAGACGGUGAACGACGAGCUGCAGGCCAUCAUCUGGGAGCCACAGCACAUGGACAAACUGAUCCCAUCCAUGCUGUUCAACAUGCAGGACAGUGAAGACCUGGACAGGGCGGGACACCCCAACACACCAUCGGGGGCGGGUCAGGAUGGCGAGGAGAACCCGUCAGCGCUGGCUGAGAACUGCUUCAGAGAGCUGCUGGGCCGAGCGGCGUACGGCAACAUGAACAACGCUGUGCGACCCGUGCUGGCUCAGCACUCGCACCACGUGAUCCAGCAGGUUCUGAACCACCUCGACACUAACAACAAGAACACGCCGCGGGUCAGAGCCGGCAUCGUCCAGGUGCUCCUGGAGACGGUGGCCAUCGCCGCCAAAGGAUCUGUGGGGCCCACCGUGCUGGAGGUGUUCAACACUCUGCUCAAACACCUGAGGAUGAGCGUGGACUUUGAGCUGGGCGACAGCUCGAGGAGGAACUCCGCCUCCAGCGUUUCGUCCGUCCGCGGUAAAGAGAGCGAGGAGCGGAUCGUCCAGAACGCCAUCAUCCAGACCAUCGGCUUCUUCGGUGGAAAUCUGCCAGACUACCAGCGAGCUGAAGUCAUGAUGUUCAUCAUGGGCAAAGUGCCAGUGUACGGGACGCCCUGCCACGCCUUGGACACAGUCAAGAUUGGGCAUCAGGGCACCAAGCGGAUCCAGACCAUGCUGCUCAGCUCCCUCAUCAUGGUCACCUCCGGCUUCAAGUCUAAGUCCAUGGCGGCGGCUCUGCCUCCUCCUUUCCUGGACCCGCUCUUCUCCAUCUCUCUGAUGGAGGACAGCGAGCUGAGGCAGCUGGUGUUCGAGAUCCUGCACAACAUCCUCGACCGCCACGACAACCGCGCCAAGCUGCGCGGCAUCAGAAUCAUUCCUAAUGUCUCCGCACUGAAGAUUAAGAGAGAGAAGAUUUCCAAGCAAGACGUCGCAUUCAUGAAGAAGCACGGCCAGCAGCUCUACCGUCACAUCUAUCUGGGCUGCAAAGAGGAAGAUAACGUCCACAAAAACUUUGAGCUGCUCUUCACCACCCUCGCCAUUCUGACCAUCGAGCUGGCCAAUGAGGAAGUGGUCAUCGACCUCAUUCGACUCGCCAUCGCGCUGCAGGAAAUGGCUCUUACCAACGAAGAGAACCUGCCCAUGUUUAUCCGCUGCGGCAUCAUGGCGUUGGUGGCCGCGUACCUCAACUUCCUGAGUCAGAUGAUUGCCAACCCGCCCUUCUGCCAGCACGUCAGCAAGGUUAUUGAGUUGAGGAACAUGGAUGCUCCUUACCUCCUCCCAGAGCACAUCUUCAGAGACAAGUGUCCGCUUCCUGAAUCUUUGGACAAAGAGGACAGCCAGCUGUACUUCCAGACGGCCGACAUGGCCGAGUGUUUGGCCGGGCCGGGGUACAACGCCGAGCGCCUCUCCAUCCCCUACGUUCCUCAGGUCACAGGUGAAGAACGUCUGUCCAGGAGGCCGAGUUUCGUGGACACCGUCUCCCUCCAAGUGGACAUCAUUUCCAACAGCCUUCCAGAAAAGUCGCAGCUGGCUGAGGAGAUCACGUUUGAGACCCUGAAGAAGGCCAUCGACACCACCGGUUUGGAGGAGCAGGAGAGGGCGAAGAGGCGCCAGGUGAUGGAGAAGUUCCAGAAAGCGCCGUUCGAGGAGAUCGCCGCCCACUGCGAAUCCAAGGCAAACAUGCUGCACGACCGGCUCGCACAAAUCUUUGAACUCACAAUCAGGCCUCCUCCCAGCCCGUCCGGAGUGGUUUCCAUCUCAGCGGGACACACCCAGCAUCAGUCCGUCCCCGUCUACGAGAUGAAGUUUCCAGACCUGUGUGUCUACUGAACGCACACAUCCACAAACCAGCUCACACGCAACAUUGAAAAUGCACAGAAAGAACAACACACUCACAUCUGCACUCCAGUCUCCUCUGUUCAGGUGGCCGGGAUGCCGUCAGGGACGAAGUUUAAAUCCUGUUUCCCGUCUUGACUCAAACCUGCGUUAAUCCACGCUGCUCUGAUUGGUUACACUUUGUUUCCUGACUCGCGUCCCUGAAGCCAAACUGAACUUUUGAGUCACCAAGAACAAAAAAACAACAACAAAACCCAUAAACUGCUUCCACUCUGAGGUUUUAGUGUAUUUCUGCUGAAUCAGACGUUGCUUCUCUGUUCCAGUCCAGCCAAAGCUUCACUCCUUGUACAUACGCUCUCUUAAAAAAGCAGCGUGAGGCUCACAAACGCAGCUCCUGCCUCCUAACAACUAUCUGUCUCCUGUCAGUAGCCGUCGGUGCCGUCACUGAUUAGUAGGAAUGUGCAAUAUACAUAUAUAUAUAUAUAUUAGCCGUCAGCUAUGAAAACUGAAAUUACAUAGGUGGUGGUAGAAAGCAGUUUAGUUUCAGGCUCGCUGCUCCUCAGCUCUUCCCUCUAAUCUUCAGUCUUUGCUGUUUAAGAUAAAAGUGUGUCACAAAUGACUCCAACAACCAGCUGAGUUCUUAUAAGUCAAUUCAAUGACAGCAAUACUCGAACUGCUUGGCAGCGACACUCUAAAGCUGAAGAGUCGACGUUUGGACGAGUAGAAAUGGGCUCGCUCGUGUUUGGUGAUGACGUGAUUGUUUCUGAGAGGCGUGAGUCUGUAAGAGGAAGGUCAAGAGGAGUGUUCAUGUCCAUCAGCUCCCACCUGAGACUCUAUAAAAGAUGGACAUAGUCAGUGUGGUGUCAAUUUAGUGGGGAGCUUUGACAUUGGAUUACCAAAUGGUGGAACUAAGACUGUAUACUCCACUAGUACUACUAGUACAGUAGCCACAGGUGGACAAAAUCAAUAGAGACUGUAUAAAAAAGAUGGAUAGAGCCACCGAGACAUCAGCGUCUGGUUUUGAGCUCCACAUUUGGAGCCUCAGUGUUGAGGUUUUCGAUGAUGUCAUAAUGUAGUCACAUGAUCAGAGCAACCAUGCCUCCUGUAUCCAGAUGAAUUAUCAAAAAAACAUUUUUUUUAGGAUGUAGUCAUGUUUAUUUCUGCUGAAAGCUUCAACACGAGAGUCUGAGGACUGUCUCACUGCUGGAGUCGCCCUCAGGUGGCCGUGAAAGGAACUGCAGUCUUUGGUGCUUCCAUAUUGGCAGCUUAAUGUUACAGUAAUGAGGACGUGAUUUAUAAAAUGAAACUACAAUCUGAGCUCAGUGUUUACUGACGUCUAAACGCAAGAAGGCCGUUGGGUCUUAUUGUCAAAGAGUUCAAACCUUUCAGAUAUGGAAGCUACAUCCAUCUUUAAUAUACAGUCUGUGGCUUUGACGAUGGUCCUUAGAGAAGUUGUUGUAAAGUUUGUGUAAAGUUCUUGUGGCGGGGCUGAUGAUUUUAGAAAGGACUCUAAACUUCCUCUAUUAAAAAUUUGGGGUUAAUAUUCUCAGAGAUUGCAGUGAAAAUAUCACAAAAAAAUACAAAUGUAGCAUCUUUUAAAGAGUUGAAGUUUAUUCCUCAAGUAUGAAGCAGUGCAGUUAUGAUCACAGUUACAGGCCUGUGUGUAAGUAAAAUUAAAGCUGCGCGCUCUUUGUUUGUAAUAUUUCCUGAUAUGAGGGGGAGCUGCAGGCAGCGUGUUGGCUGCAGAUGAAUCUGAUCCAGCUCCUUGACUUUGCGCUGUAGUCCCUGCGCACGCCUGCUUUCCAUGAACGAAUCAGCCGCCUCACAGCUUUGUUGGUAGCCUAAAAAAACAAAAA
Messenger RNA from Pundamilia nyererei, 4602 nucleotides. RefSeq names its product EFR3 homolog A (S. cerevisiae) (gene efr3a). NCBI's taxonomy places the organism in Eukaryota, Metazoa, Chordata, Actinopteri, Cichliformes, Cichlidae. The transcript is spliced from 23 exons. The record is from RefSeq and is a predicted model, not a curated record. Gene Ontology annotation, biological process: protein localization to plasma membrane. Gene Ontology annotation, cellular component: plasma membrane. The coding region runs from base 359 to 2740 and encodes 793 amino acids.